Amphibalanus amphitrite is the source of this 3641-nucleotide messenger RNA. RefSeq names its product TOX high mobility group box family member 2-like. Gene Ontology annotation, biological process: regulation of transcription by RNA polymerase II. The transcript is spliced from 12 exons. Gene Ontology annotation, molecular function: chromatin DNA binding. Gene Ontology annotation, cellular component: nucleus. NCBI's taxonomy places the organism in Eukaryota, Metazoa, Arthropoda, Thecostraca, Balanomorpha, Balanidae. Bases 341 to 2167 code for a protein of 608 amino acids. The record is from RefSeq and is a predicted model, not a curated record.
UCUCACUGCUCACCUCUCUUCCAGGCGGUGGGGGCCGCGCGCGCGCGCGCACCUACAUUCCCGCGCAGGGCCGUCGGGCGUGCGUGCCACCUCUUCGCACGCACAGUGCGCCGCCGUGUGACGUCACGACAGAGAGCUGCCACCGGCGCGAUAGAGGUGUUUGAUUUGCGGCGUGCUCGACGCUGUCGGUGAGUGUGAGUGUGCGCGGUGUGACUCGGUGUGCGCACGUGACGAGCUGACGUGACAAGACCACGAGGCGGGCGGAUUGGACGAGGACAUCUUUCCGACUGCGGACGCAUUCGACCUGGCCCUGAACAUUCCUGUGGAGCAGGAGUGCCGUAUGUCCCAGCAGACCUAUCAGACUCCCAGUCUUGGAGACGAAGAGUUUGACCUACCGCCGCUGCUGUCUGAGGGGGGACAGGGUCAAGGCCAGGGCCAGGGUCAAGGUCAGGCGCCCGCCACCAGCAUGUACCCGGGAAUGGAGAUGUCGGCACCGAUGACGUCCACCGUGGACACGAUGACGUCAUCAGGGUUUCAGCCGGUGCCACAGCCACCGGGUCAUCCGCACCACCCCAUGUUCUUCAGGGACCUGUACGGCGGCUCCGGCGUACCGGGCGGCCUACCUCAGCCCCCCGUGCGACCCUACCCGGGUGCCGGCCAGCAGCACCCGGGCUCUCUCUACGCGGCACACGAGUUGAUGGCUGCGGCGGCGCACCAGCAGCAGCAACACCAGCAGCACCGGGCGCCCCUCUAUAGUGCCGGGGGACUCAUGGGACCGCCUGUGUCGGGGUCACCAGCAGCGCGGAUCAGCCAGUCACCUGGUCAUACGGGAGGAGAGGAGAGCGGUGAUGAUUCAGAGAGGAGGGUACAGCAGCAGCAGCAGCAGCAGCAGCAACAGCAGUGGUUGCGGACCGAGCAGAGGCCUUCGCCAGAGCCUGCCCAGGUCGAUAUGGGCAACAUGAAGCCCGCCAAGAAGCCCAGGGUCACCCGAAAGAGGAAGAAACGCGACCCCAACGAACCGGAAAAGCCUGUGUCAGCGUACGCCUUGUUCUUCCGGGACACGCAGGCCACCAUCAAGGGCCACAAUCCGAACGCCAGCUUUGGCGAGGUCAGCAAGAUCGUUGCGUCAAUGUGGGAAGCGCUGGAGACCGAUAACAAAAACGUGUAUAAGAAGAAGACGGAGAACGCUAAGAAGGAAUACCUGAAGGCGUUGGCAGCAUAUCGAGCCAGUCUUAUCUCAAAGAAUAAUGCUGAAGAACAGCAACAGCAACAACAGCAGCAGCAGCAGCAGCAGCAGCAGCAGCAGCAGCAGCAGCGGCCACCAGCCCCGGGACUGCCAUACUCCCCGUACGGGGGCUACCCCCCGCCGGGGCCGGUCCCUGGUUACGUCAACGGAGGCUUCCCGUCGCCGUACGCACGACCCCCGGGCUCACCGGCGGGCCACCAGUCGUCACUGGCGAAAAAGUCGCCCCUGCUCAGCUCACUGAUGAGCGACUCCAGGUCACCCGGCCAGGACCCCGCCGGCGCCCUGAUGCCCCCGCCGGGCAUGUACCCGCCGCAGGGUAUGCUGGGCCAGCCGCGACUGGGUGCCGGGAUGCCGGGAGGCGGCUACCAGCCAGGAGGGCUGCUCAUGCCGCCCGUCAGUCAGGCGCUCUACAUGCAUCAUCAUCACCAGCAGCAGCAGCAGCAGCAGCAGCAGCAACAACAACAGAUGGCCGAGCACCACCUGGGCAGCCCGCAGCAGCCGCCGGCCGUCUCCCGGUCGCCGCCCGGCUCCCUGGCCUCUGUGCUCUCGUCGCCGCCGCCGCCGCUGGCUUCACCACCGGCGCUCAGCUCACCGCACCACCCGCUGCACCAGCACCACCUGAUGAUGCAGCACCAGCAGCAGCUGUCGCCGCACCAGCAGCUGCGCCAGCCGGCCGGCGGUGACGCGGGGCCGCAGGGCAGCCCGGCUGCGUCUCACGGCUCGCCGGCCCCGGCCAGCGCCAGCCCGGCCACCAGUAACCCGGCGAGCAACCCCGAGUGGGAGGACCCGUACGGCGCGCCAGGCGGCAUGGCCAACGGUUGUAGAAACGGGUUCAGCAGCUGGCCUCUGGCCGGCGGCGGCCAGGGCGGCCAGGCGGCGCCCCUCACAUCACACACGCCCCCGGCCGGCUCCGGCAACUAGCCACUCGAGCUGCCGCAUCCCGUCUCCACCACGUACAAACGCUAGCGGUAGGGCGCUGCCGCCACCUACCGGCCGGCUAGUCGAGUUGCGUUUUAUAGUUUGGACGCUAGGCUGCGCUAGGAGCGCCGGUGGCCGGCACGGCGCGACGGAUAUGCACGCUUACGCCUGUAAAUAGAGAGUGAGUGAGGUGUGCAAGAGGCCAUCGUGAGAUCGGAGACCGGCAGGUGGAUCUGCGAGCUUUGAUGGCUACUGGAGAGGCCGUCACCGCCGAACCACGGGGGGCCGGGCCGCCGCUGCAGGGCGUAAGACCCCACAGAGGCUCCAGCCGACCGGCCGGCCCCACAGCUCAAUGCUGGAGCGGUGCGUUGUUCAGUAUUUGGCAGAGUUUACAUACCGCGAGUGCUGAGUGUUGGUGGUGCGCCGCCGGCCGGAAGGAAGGAAUAUCCGUGUAUGUGUGCGCGUCUGUGUGUGAGCGUUGUUAUCUCCUGCGGUGGAGUUGUAUAUAGGUUUCGCGCGUGUCGAGGUGCACGGAGUGAACGCUCGCGGCGGUGACGCCGGUCGAGUACGGAUUGUGUGAGGACGCUGCGGUCGCGAACCAGACGGACAGCCCGAGCUAAUAGCCGCUGCCGCCGGGAGGAACGGAGAGGGACCCGGUAGAGGGCGCUCAGCUGAGAGAGUGAGAGUGAGAGGCCCCCGAACGCUGGCUUCGGUGGCGCCACCUACAGACGGCCGGCUACAAAGACAGAGGGUGUGAGGAGCGCGGUGAGCGUGUGAGAGUGGGAGUGAAGGCUUCUUACGGCUCCACUGAGCCCGCCCUGUCGGCAAUGAUAGUGUUGAAAGCAAUCAGAAACGUACGUUCCUACAGGGCGGCGGCCGGCCGGCGGGGCCGCUGUCUGCCGCUCCUGUGGCCCCCUGUUUCCCCUCCGCCCGCCCCCGGGGGACAACCCGCCGGUCCGGGUCGCGGCACCGGACCUCCUGCAGCCGCAGGGUCGAUUCUACCUCCGACUGUCCCCCGGCGGAACGCUGCUGUUAUCCUUCCUGCCUCGGACUGCUGUGGGGUUCAGUAAAACCAGGCGUGAAACUCGCCUCCCACUUCAAAACGCCGAGCCUCCUAGUGGGCUCCUAGCCUUGACAAUACUCUGAAUCAUCAUUCACGUCAUGGAUUACAUCUCCCAGACUUGCUCUCCUCCAUUCAAAUCACUCAUCUCUUGCGUUCCCUCCGCCACUUCAACCCCUGUUCUGUACCUCAAACUCCCGCCAUUUUUCUCGCCCUCUGGACCCGCCCUGCCGGCGCGCGGGCGCGCGUUCCAUGCCUGCCGGCCGGAGGACCAAAGGAAGACGGUCGGCGCCGCUCGUGAGGAGGGAGCAGUGACCGUUUGUUGCACUUGGUUGUCUCGCGUCUCGCGUGUGGUGUUAUGUUCUUGCGUAACCUGGCGAAUGUGCACUGUUUCAAUAAGAGACUCUGCCGAUCGGU